AUGGAGUCUACGCAGAAAACAGAAGCCCCACUCAAAAUGGUUUUAACUGAAACGAAUAUAAUGAAGGGACUACGACAGAGAUACCAGCUGUCGUCUAGUUCUGUAGGUUGUAUUAGAGGGUUUCCGUCUCCGUAUGUUAUUUUUCCUCUAAUCCCGAGAGGCAAAGCAUGCCUGAGCCAGAGCCAGGCAACAGGAAAUCUCAGCCCAGGAACCAGAGCACAGAAUGCUGUAUACGCCGGUGACAAUACCAAUUACGUUCUGGGUGACCCGUGUGGCCCUUUUGCUGAGGCCUUCAGGACACAAAGGCCCCACCGACAGACGCGACCCUCCGUGGGGAGGGAGGCAGGGCCCGGGGGCGGGGGCACAGCGGGGGCCCCAGCCUCGGGGGCGUCACAAGGGGCGGCCGGGACCCCGGCCCAACAUGGCCGAAGUCGGCAUCGACCAGUCCAAGCUGCCCGGAGUCAAGGAAGUGAACAACAAGACUGUGAAAUUGCUCAGGAAAUCCAGGAGAAGCUGGCUAUUGAGGCUGAGAGACGACGCAUUCAGGAGAAGAAAGAUGAGGACAUAGCUCGCCUUUUACAAGAAAAGGAGUUACAGGAAGAGAAAAAGCGCAAGAAACACUUUCCAGAGUCCUCUGGAUCCAGUGCUUAUGGAGAUAGUUACUACUAUGAAAACGGAGACCAGCCACAGUCAAGGAGGGCAAGGGAAUUGGGUUCUGGAGUCUCAAGGUCUUGUAGACUCCAAAGUGAUGGAGACACUGUGAAGCAAAGGAAGGAGAAACCCAGACAUCCAACGGAGAACUUGGAAGAGCUAGAAGAUUAUUGUUCAUCUGGGAAAUUUCUGUCAUCCUGUAGCUCAGGCAAAGUGAGGGUCAAUCCCCAGAUUGACUCUGAGCAGCGUGAAAGGAAACGGUCAGAUCAUGAGAGACUUCGGAGACCUCCACUUCCCAAGAUCAGGGGUGAGGUGUUUCUGAGUACUGGAUGUGAUGACUGGGAGGCUGAUGGUGGCCAUCGAACUCGGAAUUGGGAAAAACAGUCCAGACACCAAGACCGACUUCCAGCCAAGUCUUCACAGAAAGCAGAGCUUCAUUGCAAGGAAGCUGUGUAUGGGAGGGACCUUGGGCAAGGUGAGCACAGAGAAAGGAAACACAGGCCCAGGACCCCUCCCUUCUCAGAGAGUGAGAAACGGCUCCAACUCCAUGACACAGGAAUGAAGCCAAGAGGGAUGAAAGAGGCUGUCUCUACCCCGUCACGAGUGGCCCACAGGGAUCAGGAGUGGUAUGAUGCUGAAAUUGCCAGAAAACUGCAAGAAGAAGAAAUUUUGGCUACCCAAGUGGACAUGAGAGCGGCUCAAGUAGCCCAGGAUGAGGAAAUUGCUAGACUCCUCAUGGCUGAAGAAAAGAAAGCUUACAAGAAAGCCAAGGAGAGGGAGAAAUCAUCUAUGGACAAAAAAAAGCAUGACCCUGAUUGGAAGCCAAAAACAACUAAAUCGGCACACUCAAAGUCAAAAGAGAGUGAUGACCCUCACCGUUCUAAGAAUGACAGGCCAGCACGGCCACCACCACCUGCCAUGACAGAAACUGGGGAUUUGGAUUACACUCACGUGACAAACCAGCAUAAUUCCACACGUCAUUUCUCAAAAUCAGAAUCUUCUCAUAAAGGUUUCCAUUAUAAGCAGUAAAAACCUAGGAAUCUGCCUUGAAAACGGACUCACUGUAGCAAAUGUUACUGGAUGAUACAGAAUGCAUUCCAUGGUCAUUUUUUUUCUUCCUCUGUUUGUAUACCUGGGAUUUACCUUCAAGUGUUUCUCAGACCAUAAAUAAUCUUAAUUCAUUCAGAAUGUUUUGGUUAUUCCGGAUCACUUGGGCAGUACAAGAAAGUCUAGCUUCUGGAUGUUGGCCACCUCUAUUCUGCAAGUGCUUCCUGGGAUAUAGUAUCUAAAAGCUCCGUACAAUGCCAGUUUGCUAGGUAUGGAGUACUGGUAUCUAGAGACUAGGCUUGAUUUAGCUGUUAGAAUUUUGUGGAGAUAAUGAUCAGAGUAAAACACAGUAUUUGGAUGCAAUGCACAAUAAAAGAACAUAACAAGUAGCUUUUUUUGUGCAUUAGUGUAUGGUAUAUUGAAGAAGGAAUCUUUUGGCUUUUGUAUUCUCCAGGAAUAUAGAGAACAUCAGAACCAUAAAGUAUUAAAAAAAAAAUCUGGGACAGUUGAAACACGUUUCUGGGACCACCAGGACUGUACCGGUUUUGCACACCCGUCUAAGCCCUCCAGGGAGAAUUGGCCCAGAUGGCAUGCUCAGUCCCUUGCUCUGCUGUUGCUUCUACAGUAAGGCUUUUGGAGGCCUCGGGGUAUUGGGCUAUUUAGUAGUAUUUAUUGGCAAAAGUUUAAUUCUAUGAAAUUUUAACUCAGGUCUGUGCAAAGUCCAUUGAAAGUGAAAAAAAUGAAAAGUCCUUUGUAUCCCUUCACUUGUUUUACAUGUACAUAGCCAAGGGCAGCGGCUGGUGUGGGAAAUGUUCAUAUGAGCAACGAUGCCAUCUUUCUCUCUAGACAUAGAUCCAGGGCAGUUUCUGUUGGCAGCCACUCCAAAAAUAUUUUGUGUAUCUGUCAAUAAUCAGAUUAAUUUGACAUGAAGUUGAAGUAGAUGAAAUGGUUCUUUAUUCAGGUAUUUGGUUCUAUGCAUUUGUUAGUGAUACGUGCCGUUGGACUCUGUUGUAACAGACCGUUAAAGCCUCUUUGAGAAAUCUCGUCUCUGUCUAGCUCCUCACCUUGUGGAAAUACUUACCGUCCCCAUUCUGGUUAGUUAACAUAAGUGGCAAUCACAUGACAUAUAAAUAAUUUUCUUUCAGCUUGA
Suricata suricatta (meerkat) is the source of this 2848-nucleotide messenger RNA. It is a transcript of the gene CCDC50, whose product is annotated as coiled-coil domain containing 50. NCBI's taxonomy places the organism in Eukaryota, Metazoa, Chordata, Mammalia, Carnivora, Herpestidae. The record is from RefSeq and is a predicted model, not a curated record. Gene Ontology annotation, cellular component: cytoplasm. The transcript is spliced from 12 exons. Gene Ontology annotation, molecular function: ubiquitin protein ligase binding. The coding region runs from base 1 to 1680 and encodes 559 amino acids.